This is a messenger RNA of Sesamum indicum (sesame), 647 nucleotides long. Its product is annotated as nascent polypeptide-associated complex subunit alpha-like protein 2. Gene Ontology annotation, cellular component: nascent polypeptide-associated complex. The record is from RefSeq and is a predicted model, not a curated record. NCBI's taxonomy places the organism in Eukaryota, Viridiplantae, Streptophyta, Magnoliopsida, Lamiales, Pedaliaceae.
AUUUCGCUACCCGUUCCACGUAGCAAACUGACUCUAUCCUCACCAUUCUCACAGCUCCACAACUCCAGUUCAAAGUCCGCCAUGCCGGGUCCGGUUGUUGAAGAAACUGAAGCCCAGAGCAAGUUUCAGGAUGAGCCACUGGUAGAGGACGUGAAGGAAGAUGAUGACCAUGAAGAUGACGCCGAUGACUCGGAUGAUGAUGAUGAUGAUAAGGAUGAUGGUAGCCCAGGUGCAAAUGACAGUUCUAAACAGAGCAGAAGCGAAAAGAAGAGUCGGAAGGCCAUGUUGAAACUUGGAAUGAAACCUGUGGCGGGUGUGAGUCGUGUCACGAUUAAGAGAACCAAAAACGUACUGUUUUUCAUCUCAAAACCGGAUGUUUUCAAGAGCCCCAAUUCUGAGACUUAUGUCAUUUUCGGAGAGGCCAAGAUCGAGGACUUGAGCUCUCAGUUGCAGACACAGGCUGCUCAGCAGUUCAGGUUGCCUGAAAUGAAUUCUACAAUGGCAAAGUCAGAAGCAGCUGCCACGGCUUUGACUGCUCAAGCGGACGAGGAAGAGGAGGAAGUCGACGAGACGGGCGUUGAGCCUCGGGACAUCGAUUUGGUUAUGACACAAGCAGGAGUGUCUAGGACCAAGGCUGUCAAGGCUCU